GGUGAAAGCUUUACCAUCUCCUGGAUGGAGGGGAAGUUUGUCGUCGUGGUGACAGCUGGACGGACAGGCUGACUGGGACCGAAAACCUGCCGAGCAAAGUUUGAGUUUGUCACACCACAGAAGAAGAAGAAGAAGAAGAAGAGCGAGACAGAGAGAGAGACAGAGAGAGGGAGAGCGGCCAAGAGACAGCAGGACAGUGCUUCCUGUCACCCAUCGGGCUGAGCAGCAGAAUGUUCCGGCAUAAGAAGAAACGGCGCCCGGAGAUUUCGGCCCCCCGGGACUUUGAGCACCGUGUGCACACGUCGUAUGACGCGGCGCGGGGCUGCUACGUGGGCCUGCCCACCCAGUGGCAGGGUAUCAUCGAAACCCUGAGGAGACCCAAACCGCUGGUGGACCCGUCCAGAAUCACCCACGUAGACCUGAAACCAAAGAAGACUAUUGUCCGUGGGAGUUUCAUCGGACACGAUGACUACAUCUCCCACAUCAUCGCCGAGAUGACCCGCCUGUCCGUCUCCAGCUCCAACUCACUGCGGCGUAGCAGCCCAUCUGCACGGAGACGAGCACGGUCCAUGGGCAGACUGGGCGAGCUCACCGAGGACGUCUCCUAUCAGUACCAGGAGAUCAACCAGAAGAACUGCAGGAGUGCCACCUAUUGGCAGGAUCGGAUCCGACAGGUCCGCAGCGAGAGCGGAAGCCCAAAGCUGAGCGGCAAGAAAAGCACCACAUUGCCAGUCGACGGGGCUCUGCCCCGGGCCAAGUCCUCCUACACCAUGAACAUCUGCCCAGCUGAGGAGAAGGUCCUUCAGAGGACCAGUCUUACCAGGGCUCAGUACAUCCGCAGCAAAGGGGCAGGACUGAUUGAUGCCCCGCAGCAAACCAGCGGAGAAUUUCUGAAGGAGUGUAUGGUCCGGCAGAGACCCACCUCCUGCCAUUACAACCUGCAGACUCUGGAGACCAACGCCAGGGUCAACCUGGGGCUGAAACCAGCUGUCAAUCAUCUUCCAGACCUGCUGUCUUCCUCCAAGGACACCAAGAGACAUCAAUCAUCCUAUGACCUAAGGGUAAAAACUAGUAUGAGCUCUUUAGUCUCUCCUCUUCCUCCUCCAAAUGGCACCAGCAGCCCGAUAACAGGCCGAGGGUUGACGCACCGACCACGCCGGUCUUCUUCCAGCUACACUAUCGGAAUCUCGCCAGCCGUCAGACUGGGUCAGGCUGACUGCAAACUCCCCCUGCAGGACAGUCCCUCCCAGCCCCGGCCCACUCCCACUGGCUCCACUGCUGCCACCGUGGCCAGGUCCUGCCCCUCCAUCCGGCCCUCGCCCAGCAGGGAGGCCCAGCCUCCCAAAGUGACCCAUGAACAGUUCAAGGCGGCGCUGCAGAUGGUGGUGGACAAAGGUGACCCCAGGACUACCCUGGAGAACUUUGUGAAGAUUGGGGAGGGCUCGACGGGUGUCGUCUGCAUCGCCCGUGAAUGCCACAGUGGGCGGCAGGUAGCGGUGAAGAUGAUGGACCUGAGGAAACAACAGCGUAGAGAGCUGCUCUUCAACGAGGUUGUGAUCAUGCGAGACUACAGACACCAGAAUGUGGUGGAGAUGUACAGGAGUGCACUGGUGGGGGAGGAACUAUGGGUAAUCAUGGAGUACCUGCAGGGCGGCGCUCUCACCAACAUCGUCAAUGAAACCAGGUUAUCUGAGGAGCAGAUAGCCACAGUGUGUGAAGGCGUGUUACAGGCUCUGUCUUAUCUGCACUCACAAGGUGUCAUCCACCGAGACAUCAAGAGUGACUCCAUACUCCUGACACUGGACGGCAGGAUCAAACUGUCAGACUUCGGCUUCUGUGCUCAGAUCUGUAAAGAUGUCCCCAAGAGGAAAUCUCUGGUGGGGACACCAUACUGGAUGGCCCCCGAGGUGGUCUCCAAAAUCCCUUAUGGCACUGAGGUAGACGUGUGGUCUUUGGGUAUCAUGGUGGUGGAAAUGGUUGAUGGUGAACCUCCGUAUUUCAGCGAGACACCGGUGGCAGCCAUGAAGAAACUAAGAGACGACCCUCCCCCAACCAUCAAGAACACACAGAGGAUCUCUCCAGUUCUGAAGGACUUCCUGGGCUGUAUGUUAACCCGGGACACCAAGCAGAGGGCCAGCGCCAGCAGCCUGCUGGAACACCCUUUCUUCCUGCAGGCUGGCACACCACAGUGCCUGGUACCACUGGUGGAACAGUACCGCAAACGCAUGUCUCGCUGCUGAGAGGAACCCAUACCAGAACCUGGACCAGAACCUGAAACAGAGCCUGGACCAGCUUCACCAUCCCACACACCACCACCAAGUUCACCAACCAAUGGACCCAGGUCUGUCUCUUUUCUAUGAUGAAGAAGACAUGGCUAAA
Lampris incognitus (smalleye Pacific opah) is the source of this 2379-nucleotide messenger RNA. Its product is annotated as serine/threonine-protein kinase PAK 6-like. NCBI's taxonomy places the organism in Eukaryota, Metazoa, Chordata, Actinopteri, Lampriformes, Lampridae. The transcript is spliced from 10 exons. Gene Ontology annotation, biological process: protein phosphorylation; regulation of MAPK cascade; intracellular signal transduction. Gene Ontology annotation, molecular function: protein serine/threonine kinase activity; ATP binding. Gene Ontology annotation, cellular component: cytoplasm. The record is from RefSeq and is a predicted model, not a curated record. Bases 231 to 2240 code for a protein of 669 amino acids.